This is a messenger RNA of Ochotona princeps (American pika), 1855 nucleotides long. It is a transcript of the gene RHOXF2B, whose product is annotated as Rhox homeobox family member 2B. The record is from RefSeq and is a predicted model, not a curated record. The coding region runs from base 183 to 1700 and encodes 505 amino acids. Gene Ontology annotation, cellular component: nucleus. The transcript has 4 exons. Gene Ontology annotation, biological process: regulation of transcription by RNA polymerase II. Lineage: Eukaryota; Metazoa; Chordata; Mammalia; Lagomorpha; Ochotonidae. Gene Ontology annotation, molecular function: RNA polymerase II cis-regulatory region sequence-specific DNA binding; DNA-binding transcription factor activity, RNA polymerase II-specific.
CCCAUAAAACCUGUUGGUGAAGGUCAGGGCGUCCGAAACUAGAUACACUGUGACUCGUCUUAGGCGCGAAAACACAAAACGUACGGGCUUGCCGCUCACAACGCUAGCUCCUCCCCGGCGACUACACGGGACUUCAGCUCAGAAGCCGAAGAAGCAACAACUUCUCCAGCAGCUCUCUCGGAAUGGAGCCUUCGGACCAGUACCCCAAGAGCUUUGUCACCACAAUGCCAGGUCUCGGAGACGACGAGGACCAGGAAGAACUAUGUGACAUGAGGCUUGCAGGGAUCUCAUUUAUUUUAGAUGAAGGAGACACGGAAGAUUAUGUGGCAUUCCAACAGGAGCACGUGGCCAAUGAAGGAGAGGAAGGAGAAGAAAGAAGAGGAGGCUGCCAGGAUGGCUCCAUUGCUCCGGGGCCCCCGGUAGCCAUCUACCCAGAGGGCGGCAGCCUGAGCGGUGGAGGCCACUUCCUGGACCAGCAGCUGCGGGAGCUGUUUGCUGCGGCAGCCUACAGCCCCCCAGCUGCGAACAGGCGGGAAGAGAACGCCGGGCACACCACUUUGACCCUAGCACAUCCCAGGCGCACCACUUUGACCCCAGCACAACCUGGGCGCUCCACUGUGACCCCAGCACAACCUGGGCGUACCACUUUGACCCCAGCACAACUGCAGGAGCUGGAGAGUAUUUUCCAGAACCAUCGAUACCUCAACAAAGCUGCACGAUUGGAGCUGGCGAGACGCAUGGAUGUGACUGAGGCCAAACUGCAGGUGUGGUUUAAGAACAGAAGAGCCAGAUGGAGAAGACGUCAGAGGACCUUUAGAACCAGAAAUCAACUCCCUGAAGUCCAGGACAAUCCUGUCAAUACAACCGCAACUGAGUCCAACUACACCGUACGAGCUUGGGACCAAAAUUGUCCAUCAGUCACUCCAUCACGAAUGUCGUUGUGGCAGCCCAGGUUGCCACAGGUAUCUAUGUCAGAGUCUAUGCUGAUGCCAGAGCCACAGCCAAUGCCACCGUCUGUGCCACGCCGCAUGCCAUCUUCUGUGCCAUACCGCAUGCCACCAUCUGUGCCACAGCCCAUGCCAUUGCCUGUGCCACACCGCAUGCCACCCUCUGUUCCACACCGCAUGCCACUGUCUGUGUCACAGCCCAUGCCACUGUCUGUGCCACAGUCCAUGCCACCAUCUGUGCCACACUGCAUGCCACUCUGUGUGCCACAGCCCACACCACCAUCUGUGCCACAGAACAUGGCACCUUCUGUGCCACUGCCCAUGUUGCCACUGGUACCCAUGUUGGUGCCUGUGCUGAUGUCAGAGCCACAACCCAUGCCACUGUCUGUACCACAACCCAUGCUGACAUUGGUACCCAUGUUGGUGCCUGUAAUGAUGCCAGAGCCACAGGCCAUGCCACUGUCUGUGCCACCACUCAUGCUGACACUGGUACCCAUGUCAGUGCAUAUGCUGGUGCCGGAGCCACAGCCCAUGCAACUGCCUGUGCCACCACUGAUACUGCCACCUGUGCCACAACCCAUGCUGCCACUUGCACCACCACCCAUGCUCCCACCUGUGCCACCACCCUAUCCUCUGCUGUUCUCACCUCCUCCGCUUUUGUAUGUCACACCCGUGACUCAUUUUAUCCAAGACCUGUGUGGUAGAAUCUGGCUCUUUGUUCCUGUCUGCUGUUUUGAAAACAAUUUUAAUUAAGGAAUAUUCUCUGUGACAUUUUUUCAAAAAUUUUUGGAAACCAAAUGCAAAUUUUAUAUGGCAUAACAUCAUGACCAAUUCAUCACAUGCCUGUUAAACAAAUAAAUGUAAAUGAAAGCACAAUGUCAUUGACCCACUUUAUGUCACAGUUUUGU